GCGAGUACCCUGGGGGCACCUCACCCAAAUCACGAUUGAAUCGGACGUGGAGGUUACUUACCACACUUACCAGCAGACUGUUGUCCCCUGCUUCAUUUGGGAAGACAGGUCAUGGCUCGCCGCGCCGUGCUGCCGCUGGCACUCCUGGCCCUCUUCUUGGCCCCGGCUUUCGUGCCAGCCGCCCCCAGGACCGCGCCCGAUGCACCGGGCGCCGUGUCGGCCGCCGCGGCGGGUGCUGUGCCGCUGCUGCUGAUGGCGGAGCCGGCCAUGGCGGAGGACUACAUGAUGCCUCCCAGCUGGCCCUUCGUCUUGGUCUUCGUGGCCGCUGCCAGCGCCCUGCUGGUGGUGGGGAACUUCAUCUUCCCAGGCAAGAGGUGAGCGAGAUUGAUCCGGUGACUCGGCUUUUGAGAUAUUUUUCUCGGAUCGCGCGUUUCGCCCGUCUCGGAUCCAUCCGGGUGAUGGGCGAUGUGGCACGCACGCGAUGCCGUAUGGAC
Molecule: messenger RNA, 494 nt
Organism: Effrenium voratum
Lineage: Eukaryota; Dinophyceae; Suessiales; Symbiodiniaceae
Source: the annotation of a GenBank genome assembly